UGUCCAUGUUACUUUGGUUUGUAGUCAUCUGGAUGGAGACCUGUCGUUGUUGGUAGAUGAACAGAUAAAUUAUUUGGUUCUGAACAGAAAGAUUUAGUAUAUACUCUGUAUUAACCAUUACACUCUGAAAUUGUGUGUUUUCAAAUUAUAUAUUACUGCACGGGGUUAAAAAGCUCAGAUGCCAAUAUCUAUACGUAAUUUAAUAGAAAAAAACUGAGUUGCCAAUAGGUGUAAUCCAAUUGUAUGCACCACAGAAAAUUAUUCUAAAUUGAGUGCACUUAUAUUUUCAUUCAAAAGCAAAAGCUUCACGACAAAUUCUACAAAUCACUGUCAAUAAAUUUGAUAUAUUCGGACUAGAAUCAUUUUAAUUUCACGUGAUAUAUUCGGAAUGCUUCACAUCAAAAAGGCAAAAAUGUUACGGAAGUUCUGAAAAGAAUUUCCAUGAUUGUUGCUGGGAUACCAUAAUGUGAUUUAUCUUUGUGAUGACAGAUAGCCAGUCUUCGGUAGUAAGGAAUUCGACUCAUCAUGACGUAUUUGAAAAUUUGAAGUACUGAUACAGAAAGCUUGAAGUUCUUCUAAUGUUAGAUAUGGGAUUUAUAUGUUUUGGAGCCCAGAAAUGAUAUCUAAUAUUGUAGAAAGAUUUCUUAUAAAAUGGCAAGCACACCCAAUGUUUUUGCUUUGAAUGGGAGUCUAGUAUAGUUACUUUUAUUUGACAGAGAGAGUUAAGAGUGUAUAUAUAACUUGUAUCCUACAUUAGAAUAAGGAUAGAAAAAUUGGAGAUAGGCUUGGGAUCCAUGGGAACCUCAGUAGCUAGAAAUGUAAGCUUGAGAAGUUCCAGUAGAAGGAACAAUAGAGGAAUUGCAGAUGCUUUUAUCAGAUCAACAGAAGAUAGUGUGGAGGAUGAUGAACAAAAUCUAAUGUGGGCAGCUAUUGAGAAGCUGCCUACAUAUAAUAGGCUAAGGACCAGUAUCCUGUUUCAGAGUGAUACCCAAAAUGGUCAUGUUGAUGCUAUAGUAGCAGGCAAAACCCAGAUUCCAAAGGAAGUAGAUGUUAGAAAGUUGGAACCAAUGGAACGAAAAAUGUUUAUUGAGAAAGUCCUCCAAGUGACCGAAGAAGAUAAUGAAAAGUUCCUGAAAAAGCUUAGAGCUCGUAUUGAUAAAGUAGGUAUAGAGAUUCCAACUAUAGAAGUUCGUUUUGAAAAUUUAUCUGUACAGGGGAAGUGUUUUGUUGGCGGAAGAGCACUCCCUACACUUUGGAACUCUGCCAAGAACUUCAUAGAGGCAUUGCUCGGAUCCAUUGGAUUGUCACCAACAAAGAAAGUUGACCUUCAGAUCCUUAAAGAUGUCACUGGUAUAAUCAAGCCUUCUAGACUGACUUUAUUGUUAGGACCACCAAGCUCUGGGAAGACCACUCUGCUUUUAUCUUUGGCUAAUAAAGUGGCAAAGGACCUGAAGGUGAAAGGAUCUAUUACUUACAAUGGGCAUGGACUGGAUGAGUUUGUUCCUCAGAAGACAUCUGCAUAUAUAAGUCAGAACGACUUGCAUGUAGGAUUGAUGACUGUUCGUGAAACAUUGGAUUUCUCUGCAAGAUGUCAAGGUGUUGGCAGUAGAUAUGAGCUGCUGUCUGAAGUUGCUAGAAGAGAGAAAGAAGGUGGAAUUUUCCCAGAGCCUGAAGUUGACCUCUUCAUGAAGGCAACAGCCAUGGGAGGUGUCCGCAGUAGCCUCCAGACUGAUUACACUCUCAAGAUGUUGGGUUUAGAUAACUGUGGGGAUACAAUGAUCGGAGAUCAAAUGCUAAGAGGAAUUUCAGGUGGAGAAAGAAAGCGUGUUACAACUGGGGAAAUGAUUGUUGGGCCAACAAGAGCUCUUUUCAUGGAUGAGAUUUCAACCGGACUAGACACAACUACAGCUUACCAAAUAGUAAAAUGCCUGCAGCAAAUCUGUUCCCAUAUGGAUGCAACAAUUCUUAUGUCUUUGCUCCAACCUGCACCUGAAAUAUAUGAAUUGUUUGAUGACAUUAUACUACUUUCAGAGGGACAAAUUGUCUAUCAUGGACCCAGAGAGCAUGUACUUGAAUUUUUUGACACCUGUGGAUUCCAAUGCCCUGAGAGGAAGAGCCCAGCAGAUUUCUUACAGGAGGUGACUUCAGCGAAAGAUCAACAGCAGUAUUGGGCUAACAAGACGACACCGUAUCGCUUUGUCUCUGUUAAGGAAUUUGCAAAUAUGUUCAAAACUUUUCAUGUGGGUUCCUAUCUUUCCAAUGAAUUAUCAAUACCAUACGACAAACAAAAAAACCACAAAGCAGCUUUGGUACUUAAUAGACACUCUGUCCCCAAAACAGAGAUCUUUAAGGCCUGCUUUGAAAGAGAAUGGCUUCUUUUCAAGCGUAAUUCCUUCUUCUAUAUCUUCAAGACUGUACAGAUUAUUUUUAUGGCAGUAGUAGCAACUACAGUAUUCCUGAGAACCCGCAUGCGUCAGAGAAAUGAGGAUGAUGGCAGUUUGUAUCUUGGAGCUCUGUUUUUUAGUCUCCUUGUCAACAUGUUCAAUGGAGCUGCAGAACUAUCAUACACACUAAGCAGGUUACCUAUGUUCUUUAAGCAGCGAGACCUUCUCCUAUUUCCUGCAUGGGCUUAUACUAUUCCAACCUUAUUGUUGAGCAUUCCUAUCUCAGUUGUGGAGGGAUUUUCUUGGGUUAUUGUAACUUACUAUGGAAUAGGAUUUUCUCCUGAAGCCAGCAGGUUUUUCAGGCAAUUCCUUAUACUUACUCUUGUAAAUCAGAUGUCAGCUUCUCUGUUUCGGUUACUGGCAGCAAUUUGCAGGACAAAACCAGUAUCCAAUAGUUUAUCAAAUUUUGCCUUGUUAUCUAUUUUCAUGCUUGGAGGCUUUGUUAUUCCUCGAGAGAAGAUUCCCAAGUGGUGGACCUGGGGCUACUGGUCCUCACCAAUGAUGUAUGGACAGAAUGCCCUAGUGGUAAAUGAGAUGCUUGCUCCAAGAUGGAAUAAAAGCAUUAAUGGCAACCUGAUUUUGGGUCUUGAAGUACUCAAAAGCCGCCAAAUAUUUCAGAGAGGCUACUGGUAUUGGAUAGGGGCUGCUGCUUUGUUGGGGUUUAUAUUGGUCUUCAAUAUUUUAUACACAAUGGUCCUUACAUACAUAAAUCCUCCCGGGAAACCUCAGCCUGUUUUGUCUAGAGAAAGCAUUGCCAAACAGCAAGGUGCCCAGUAUGACAAUAUGGCACAUAAAGAACCCCAAGUGUUUUCAUCAUGGGCCAAGGAUAAAAAAUUGGAGCACUUCUCGUCAAAAGACUCAGAAAGUAAUGCAACAGGUAAAACAGAUUUAGAAGCAGCAGCAUCAGGUUCUCCAAAGCAAGGGAUGAUUCUUCCGUUCAAACCAUUAACAAUGUCUUUUAGUGAUGUCAACUACUUUGUUGACAUGCCUCAGGAAAUGACUCAACAAGGUGUGACUGAUAAAAGACUUCAGCUGCUGCAAGACGUGACUGGAGUGUUUAGACCAGGCGUUCUUACAGCUUUGAUGGGAAUUAGUGGGGCUGGAAAGACGACACUUAUGGAUGUAUUGGCUGGAAGGAAGACCAGUGGAUAUAUUGAAGGGGACAUAAGAAUCUCUGGAUUUCCUAAAAGGCAAGAGACCUUUGCCCGGAUUUCUGGUUAUUGUGAACAGAAUGAUAUACAUUCUCCACAGCUAACUGUGAGAGAGUCCUUGAUAUUCUCUGCAUUUAUACGUCUUCCUAGGGAGGUUGAUAAGAUGACCAAACUUACCUUUGUGGAAGAGAUCAUGCAACUGGUAGAGUUGGAUGACUUAAGAGAUGCAUUAGUUGGUUUGCCUGGUGUAACUGGUUUGUCAACAGAACAGAGAAAACGCUUAACAAUUGCCAUAGAGCUUGUUGCGAAUCCAUCUAUUAUUUUCAUGGAUGAACCAACUUCAGGACUAGAUGCCAGAGCAGCAGCAAUUGUGAUGCGAACUGUGCGUAACACUGUUAAUACAGGAAGAACUGUUGUCUGUACAAUCCACCAACCAAGCAUUGAUAUAUUUGAAUCAUUUGAUGAGCUUCUGUUAAUGAAAAGAGGAGGCCAAAUCAUUUUUGCAGGAACCUUAGGUCAGAACAGUCACAAGAUCAUUGAAUAUUUUGAGUCUGUCCCAGGAAUACCCAAGAUAAAGUAUAAAUGCAAUCCAGCAACAUGGAUGCUUGAAGUUAGCUCUGCUGCAUCUGAACUUCGCUUGGGAAUAGACUUUGCAGAGCACUACAAGAACUCAUGUCUCUAUGAGAAAAACAAAGCAUUGAUAAAAGAGCUUAGCAUACCAGUUCCUGAUGCAAAAGAUCUUUGCUACCCAAUGCAGUAUUCACAGUCAUUUUGUGAUCAAUUCAAAUUCUGCCUGUGGAAGCAAUGGUGGACAUAUUGGCGAAGCCCACCUUACAAUAGUGUCAGAUAUGUCGUUACUCUAUUCACUGCUUUGGUAUUUGGAACUUUAUUUUGGGACUACGGAAAAAAAAUGGAUAACGGUACAGAUCUCUUUGUUAUCAUUGGGGGCAGUUAUGGGGCAGUGAUGUUCUUAGGAGUGAGCAACAGUUUAACAGUGCAACCUGUGGUUGCAAUUGAAAGAACAGUAUUCUAUAGAGAAAGGGCUGCAGGAAUGUACUCUGCAAUGCCCUAUGCCUUGGCCCAGGUGGCCAUAGAGAUCCCAUACAUAUUAUCCCAAACAGUUCUUUAUGCGCUUAUUGUCUAUAGUAUGAUAGGUUUCCAAUGGGUAGCCAGCAAGUUCGCUUGGUUCCUGUUCAUUUAUUUUUUCACAUUCCUCUAUUUUACCUACUAUGGGAUGAUGGCAAUUUCAAUAACACCAAAUGAGCAGAUGGCUGCAAUUUUAACAGGAUCUUUCGGUGCCAUAUUUAAUCUUUUUUCAGGGUUCUUCAUUCCAAAACCGAAAAUCCCAAAAUGGUGGAUUUGGUAUUAUUGGAUCUGUCCAGUUGCUUGGACAGUUUAUGGCCUCAUUAUUACGCAGUAUGGGGACAUCACUAACCCAAUUAUGGUAAAUGGAAAAGAGACAAUGCCUUUGAACAAAUUUGUGGAGGAAUAUUUUGGAUACAGCAACGAAUAUUUAUGGCCAGCUGCUGUAGUUCUCAUAGGUUUUGGAGUUUUCUUUGCAAUUAUGUUUGGUAUGGGCAUCAAGGUAUUGAAUUUCCAGAAACGAUGAGGCAUUGGUUUACAUUUUUUAUUUUGGUUUCCAUAAAGUUGAGCAUUGUUUCUGCUUACUGUUGAUAGACAAACAGCCUAUCACAAGUCGUUGCAAGGAGUAACAUAAAUUUGAUUAUGUAAAAAAGACAGUUUAUAUCAUUACAGCAGCUUUGUACAUUUUCUUGCCAUCACAAUGAAUGGAAAAGACUAGCCAAAUACUUAUCAAUUA
Messenger RNA from Cryptomeria japonica (Japanese cedar), 5414 nucleotides. Its product is annotated as ABC transporter G family member 42. The record is from RefSeq and is a predicted model, not a curated record. Lineage: Eukaryota; Viridiplantae; Streptophyta; Pinopsida; Cupressales; Cupressaceae. Bases 795 to 5204 code for a protein of 1469 amino acids. Gene Ontology annotation, cellular component: membrane. Gene Ontology annotation, molecular function: ATP binding; ABC-type transporter activity; ATP hydrolysis activity. The transcript has 24 exons.